AUGAAUGCGGAAGGUGCAGACACUGUCUCCUGGUUGAGGAUGAUCGCAGAGGCCUCCGCGUCGAUUUGGGGAUUGGCAGGCUCCUCGAACAUCAUUGGAAUUGGAAAAUUAAAUUACAAUUUCGAAUUAAAAUUUCCAAUUCCAAUGACUAAAAGGAGCUCUGCUCUCUCCAACGUGAACAAAUCAAACGCCGAUUCAAAAAAAGGUGAUGAUGAUGAUGGUGAUGGAAAAAGCGCCGCAGAGAGUGGACAUCGGCUACAACCGAAGGAUGGGAAAAUCUCGCUGCGCAUCCUAGCGUCGUCCAAAGAACGAAAAGGCGACAACUUGCUUCGCAUUACUCUCAAAUCUCCAUCUAUGGAAGGGCAAACUCCACCACCAAUAGAGCUAGCGAGUCCAAAGACUGUGCAGGAGCCGUUUAAUACACUGGUCGAUAUGGCAGAAUACAUGAAUGGACUUCUGAUGGAGCAAUUAGAGCCUGGAGAUCCGCCUGAAGGCUAUGCACCACGACAACUUGCAUUGGUAUUCGAGACACUGCCUUCGAGGAGAAGAUAUCCAGACUAUUAUAAGGUCAUUGAGCGACCACUCUCGCUAAAGUCCAUCAUGGAGCAAGUGCGCGCUGGGCGUUAUGUCACUAAGGAUGAACUGAUGGCAGACUAUGAAACCAUGUUCAAGAAUGCACAGAUCUAUAACCAGCAAGAUUCCAUCAUCUAUAAAGACGCAUCUCUUAUGCUGGGAUUCAUCAGGAAGCUAGCUCCGCGACUCACCCUAGCAACUCGACGCGAGAGGAAAGCAGCGCCUCGGCGGGAGUCUCCUGUCGAAAAUGAGCUUAUUUCGGUUGAUGAUGGGGAGAGCGAUCGUCGGCGAAACAAAGUGGUAGUGCAGGCAGCUCCAGUACCACAAAAAGUUGUCUCCACCCCGCUGCAAGUACUUUUUACGGCGGCCGCUCGAGACGACAUUGCAACAGUACUAGCGUUACUGAACCGCCCGCCAGAAGCUUCUAGCUCCAGAAGCCCUGCAGAUGCCAGACUGCCUACCAUCGACACAAUCACGAGGCAUUAUGCGGUCUGGCCCUCUCUACCGCAAGAAGUAGCUGCUUUGGAUAAUGUACGGUGGUCUGUUGCUCAUUGUGCCGCUUAUUUUGGCGCGGUGAACGUUAUAGACGCAUUGGUGGAACGCUGUGGCGUAGGCGUGUUAGAAAGUCGUGACGCUCUUUACGAUUCUACGGCGCUUGCUUGGGCCGCCUUUGGCAAGCAGUUUGAAAUGUGUGAGCGGCUUAUUAUUGCCUACGGCGCUUGUACGACCGUCAAAAACUGGAUGUUACAAACGCCAUUGGAGCUUGUCGGUGCGGAUCUCAGUGCUGAGCGGAUCGGGGAGUGGCGUGCACUAUUGGUUUCUACUCCAGCGGAAGCCCCUCCAGAAGCCCAUCGUGUUUCAUUGCUUGUUUCCAGUUUGGUAGCGCGCGUAUUGCGAAUGGAGCAUUCCGGACGGCCUUACUCAGCGUUGCUUGGGGCGGCCUCCUGGCGCUCGCUAGCGAUGGCAAAACCUGUGGUGACAGAGUUUCUAGUAGAGGCUAUCCGGCGGUGUCGCGAGUGCCAAAGAUUCGUCUCACUUCGAUCCGCAUCUACAAAGUCAGAGGACGCCACAAAUGCCGUUGCCGAAAGCAUUGUGGCAUUUCUUGCUAAAAGCCUGCCACGGGAGUGGACACUCAUUGAGAGUCGCUGUCAAGCAUCAGGGCCGCACCUGCCUCCUGCUGUUGGGAUGCCUGCAAUUCUACGGUCACAAAUUUCUUCUGCUGCGGCAGUAUCGCUGCCAUUGCCACUUCGGCGUUGGGAUCGGUCCACGGCUUCGCCACCUGCAUUUUACAUGCCCCGGAGACUGGCUCCUCCGCCACCAUUGCAACACCAAAUGGUAUCUGGAACAACCGCAUCGGCUUCUGGAUUGACGCAACUCCAUCAUCAACUGGCGGCGAGGCCGCCAUCGACGUUUGGAUUGGCACUUGCCUCAUCGUCUGGCGAACAGUGUGCCGGGUCCAUCUUUGUCCCUGUUCGUGUAUUUCUUUCAGAUGCAGAGCAGAAGUGGCGCCAUUCUUGGGCAUUGACAUCGGUAAAUGAUGCGCGUGCUACGUCCAUCCAUGUACCUGAUGGCGUCGAGAUGCUUUUAUUGGAGUUAGAGCUGGAGUCCAGCACGGCGGGAGACCAGGAGCAGGAUUUUGUCCUGUUACAUAACCAAACAGAACGCGUAGAGCCGCUUGCAGAGCGGCCGAGGAUCAGGUUUAAGGUCCACUUGUCUGUCACACGACCCGUUGCCUUUGACUCAGUUGAGCUUUUCCAACGCGGCACCGAAUACGGCGGUCUUUUUCUUUUUGCGACCAUGUUCCUUCAUGUACAUGCAUCAAAGGAAUAG
Molecule: messenger RNA, 2403 nt
Organism: Mitosporidium daphniae
Lineage: Eukaryota; Fungi; Microsporidia
Exons: 1
Coding region: 1-2403 (800 amino acids)
Biological process (GO): chromatin remodeling
Cellular component (GO): RSC-type complex
Molecular function (GO): protein binding
Source: RefSeq, a predicted model, not a curated record